This is a messenger RNA of Cyprinus carpio (common carp), 1712 nucleotides long. RefSeq names its product cell division cycle-associated protein 7-like. The record is from RefSeq and is a predicted model, not a curated record. NCBI's taxonomy places the organism in Eukaryota, Metazoa, Chordata, Actinopteri, Cypriniformes, Cyprinidae. Gene Ontology annotation, cellular component: nucleus. Gene Ontology annotation, biological process: regulation of DNA-templated transcription.
CCUCUUCAAGAAUUACCCGCCAACUUCCAGACUAAACCCCGCGCCACAGCACUGAACCACAGCCACACACAUUCAGACACAGCAUACACUCACACCCACUCAAAUCACAGCGAACUCGACACAAUGCGCUCCAAGACGCAGCAGGCGAGGUCUCCCCCCUCCACCAGAAUGAACCUGCGCAGUUACAGGAGCACCGCUCUGCUUCCUAUGGAAACCUCGUCCUCCUCAGACGACAGCUGUGACAGUUUUGGAUCUGAUGGUUUUGGGACCUCGAAGAGACCGCUAAGACAGACGAGAAGCUCUGCUCCGAGUGAGAAAGUGUUUAAGGUUUUACCUGUGACGGAGGAAGAGGAUGCUUGCAGCGGUUUUGAGAACGACCUGAACGACGACAUGACAGAAAUGAAAAUGGACUCUGAUUCUGAGGCCUGUUCACCUCCCAGAAAAACUCGUAAAUCGUUCACACUCAGAGUAGCCAUGAAGUUUCCUAACAAACGGGCCAGUCCAUCAAAGCCAGUGUCGCCUGAGUCCAAACCCAAAACCGGCCCUAAACCUGAACCCAAAGACCCAGAGUCUGACUCUGAGGGAGACAACUUCAUGCUGAAGAGAGCGCUGAACAUCAAAGAGAACAAAGCUAUGCUUGCUAAGCUAAUGUCAGAGCUGGAUAAGGUUCCUGGACUCAUUCCCAGGAAGGCUGCUUUGUCACAGGGCAAUACGCCUCGUCGUGUUCCUCGCCGCUCUCUGGAUGGCAGCGCCGCUCGCCGGAGAAACCCAGAGCGAACGUCCCGUCCCCACACACGCUCCCGGUCACUGGUGGACGGACCACCCUCCCCUGCUCCAGAGGAUGACCCUGAGGACAAAUACAGCCUGGUCCGCAGAAACAGAAAUGACGACGACGAUGAUGAUUAUGAAGAAGAGAGAGAGCCACGUCGGCGCAGCUAUAACAGCACUCUGACGAUCCCUCACGUGGUGAGGCCUGUGGAGGAAAUCACUGAGGCUGAACUGGACAACAUCUGUGUCAACGUCAGAGAGAAGAUUUACAACCGGGCCACUGGAUCCACCUGCCAUCAGUGUCGACAAAAAACAACCGACAGCAAGACCAACUGCCGCAACCCAGAAUGUGUGGGGGUUCGUGGACAGUUCUGCGGGCCUUGUCUCAAGAACAGAUACGGAGAAGACGUCCGUGAUGCCCUCCUGAACCCGGAGUGGCUUUGCCCCCCGUGCAGGGGCAUCUGUAACUGCAGUUUCUGCCGUGCCAGAGAGGGCCGCUGUGCUACAGGUGUGCUCGUGUACCUGGCCAAAUACCACGGCUAUGACAAUGUCCACUCCUAUCUGAAAAGUUUAAAGAAGGAACUGGAGGAAAGUGAAUAAAAUGGUUGCCAUGUUCGGCGGAGUCCAACCGUAACUGACGUCGUCCUCAAGUGUCUUAAUUGUGUGAUUCUCGGAGCUUCCUUAAACCUGCUGCAGGCUCAAUUUGAGUAGACCGUUAUGAGUGGUCUACAUGAAAUCCUUAGGUUUGCAUUGUUUUAAAUGUAUAAUUUUUCAGAGGGACUGUUUUUAUCUCUGUACUGUAAUGGAAACUUUGGAAACUGUUGGCUGCAAUACUUCUCUUUGCUGUUUUUACCCUGAUUUUAUCCAAUCUGUAGGUUCUUUAGACGCUGUUGUAACUGCGCAGUAUACUGCCGUCAUACAUGAAUAAAAUUUGUGCUUUUUAA